This is a messenger RNA of Trifolium pratense (red clover), 1757 nucleotides long. RefSeq names its product amino acid transporter AVT3B-like. Gene Ontology annotation, molecular function: amino acid transmembrane transporter activity. Gene Ontology annotation, cellular component: vacuolar membrane. The record is from RefSeq and is a predicted model, not a curated record. The coding region runs from base 56 to 1285 and encodes 409 amino acids. The transcript has a single exon. NCBI's taxonomy places the organism in Eukaryota, Viridiplantae, Streptophyta, Magnoliopsida, Fabales, Fabaceae. Gene Ontology annotation, biological process: amino acid transmembrane transport.
UCUGCAAUCAACUAUCAAUCUCUGUUGCAGAAGAAGCACACAACAAAACGCAACAAUGGGGUAUGGAGAAGAACAACACAUCCCUCUUAUUUCUUCUCCACCCCCUCUAUCCUCAAAAUUCAAAACCUUUGCAAACAUCUUCAUUUCAAUUGUUGGUGCUGGUGUUCUUGGUCUCCCUUAUAGUUUCAAGAAAACAGGAUGGAUCAUGGGAUUGCUCAUGCUUUUCUCUGUUGCAUUUCUAACUUACCAUUGCAUGAUGCUCCUUAUCCACACUCGUCGUAGGCUCGAAUUAAACGUGGGGUUCCGCAAAAUCAAUUCUUUUGGUGAUUUAGGCUAUGCAACAAGUGGCCAUUUUGGAAAAAUUUGCAUUGAUAUCAUGAUUUUGCUUUCUCAAUGUGGUUUUUGUGUUAGCUACCUUAUUUUCAUCUCAUCCACUUUGAUACAUCUUUCUAAUCACAACACAAGUUCAUCACUUUUUGGUUUAACACCAAAAGUUUUGUUUAUAUGGGCUUGUUUUCCUUUUCAAUUGGGUUUGAAUGCAAUUCCAACUUUGACCCAUUUAGCUCCUUUGAGUAUAUUUGCUGAUGUUGUUGAUAUUGGAGCAAUGGGAGUUGUAAUUGUUGAGGAUAUUUUUGUCUUUUUAGAAAAUAGGCCACCUUUGAAAACUUUUGGUGGUUUAUCUGUUUUUCUAUAUGGUAUAGGUGUGGCUGUUUAUGCUUUUGAAGGUAUAGGAAUGGUUUUGCCUUUGGAAUCAGAAGCAAAAGAUAAAGAUAAAUUUGGUGGAAUUUUAGGUUUGGGAAUGAUGUUAAUUUCUUUGUUGUAUGGAGGUUUUGCUACUUUAGGUUACUUUGCUUUUGGUGAAGAAACUCAAGGGAUUAUUACUACUAAUCUAGGACAUGGAAUGUUAAGUGCUUUGGUACAAUUGGGUCUUUGUAUUAAUCUCUUUUUUACUUUUCCAAUGAUGAUGAAUCCUGUUUAUGAAGUUGUUGAGAGAAGAUUUUGUGAUUCUAAAUAUUGUUUGUGGCUAAGGUGGUUGUUGGUUUUUAUGGUAACUUUGGUGGCACUUUUGGUUCCUAAUUUUGCUGAUUUUUUGUCACUAGUUGGGAGUAGUGUUUGUGUUGUUCUUAGCUUUGUGUUUCCUGCUUUGUUUCAUUUUUUGGUGUUCAAAGAUGAAUUGGGUUGGAAAUGUUUGAUUUUGGAUGGAGCAAUUGUUGUGUUUGGAAUUGUUAUUGCAGUUAGUGGAACUUGGUCUUGCUUAAUGGAUAUUUUUUCACCUAAGGCUUGAUUAAAGGAUAAAAAGUUUUGAUCAUGGUUUCAAAUUGCAGUUCGCAACUGCAAUUACUGCUACAAUAUAGAAGAUUUUGAGGUCUCUGCAACGACAUCACAAACUGCAACUUUUACCAUAUCAGCUGCAUUUUUUGGCAUUUUGUCACGUUAGAAAAAUUCGCAACGUAAUUACAACAACAACUGCAUUUUAAAGUUGAUGUUUUCUUGAUGGAGCUAGAGACACCUCCAAUCUGGAUGUGUCAGACACCAGAACACCUUCGACCUGAAGCAUCGGUGUUACAUAGUUUAUUAUUAAAAUUGAGGGUGGUCCACAACAAAUCAGCCUAUAAUUUCUUUUGUUGCAUUUUGUUGUUUUUGUAACAGUUGCAACAUAUUUUCUUAAUAUUUAUGAUAAGAAAAUAUAUAAAGAGAUUCAUGAUUUGUUUGAACUUUAAUUCCAUGAGAAAUAUAGUUCAUUUACUUACUAUCUU